GUCCCUCACUCACAAAAACAACGCUUUCUACCAAAGAAACACAACGCUACUAUUUAGACUUCGACAUCUGACGGUCAUAAGGCCGUAAAUCGACUGAAUCAUCGCUCUUUCUCUCUGUGUUCUUGUUCUACUACGACGAUUUUUCGUUUCAAUUCUCUUGGUGAUUACCUUGGUUUUUCUUUACAAUCGCUGAUCCAAUUAUUUGUUUUGCAGGAAUUGUUCUUUUGGAUCCCUUUGUUUUGCAGGAAUUUUUCUUUUGGAUCUCUUUGUUUUGCAGGAUCUUUUCUUUUCCUUCGGAUCUCUCGCUUUCUUUAUAUUUUCCCUUUUUGCACUAACGUCAUGGAUGCAGGAUCUUUUACCUCUUGCAACAAGAGCCAAUCUCGAAACCCUCUUCAAGAACAGUUCCUCCAGAGAAGAAGCAACCGGGAAAAUUUGGACAGAUUCAUUCCAAACCGUUCGGCGAUGGAUUUCGACUUCGCUCAUUACAUGUUGACAGAUGGAAGAGUGGAAAAAGAACCUGCUGGAGUGAUCUCUCCUUCAAGAGAAGCUUAUAGGAAACAAUUAAAGGAAAUCUUUAAUAUGAACAGAACUCGGAUCCUUGCGUUCAAGAACAAGCCACCUUCCCCAGUGAAAGGGCUUUUUUCAGAAUCCAUUUCUUCUGUUCAACAAUCGAAACCUGUAAAGCCAAGGAGACAUAUUUCCCAAUCUUCAGAGAGAACAUUAGAUGCUCCUGAACUUGUCGAUGAUUACUACUUGAAUUUGCUUGACUGGGGUAGUGCCAAUGUUCUAGCGAUUGCCCUUGGGAACACUGUCUACUUAUGGGAUGCUUCUGAUGGAUCUACAUCAGAACUUGUGACAAUUGAUGAAGAAAAUGGCCCUGUCACCAGUGUCCGCUGGGCUCCCGAUGGAAAACACAUAGCUGUUGGCUUGAACAAUUCUGAGAUCCAUUUAUGGGAUUCUUCCUCCAAUCGACAGCUGAGAACGUUGCGAGGAGGGCACCAGUCUCGUGUGGGAUCUCUUGAUUGGAACAAUCACAUUCUGACCACUGGAGGAAUGGAUGGUCUUAUCAUAAACAAUGAUGUACGAGUAAGGAAUCACAUUGUUGAAACCUACAGGGGACACCACCAGGAGGUUUGUGGGCUAAAAUGGUCAGCUUCCGGGCAGCAACUGGCAAGUGGAGGUAAUGACAAUCUUCUGCACAUAUGGGACCGGGGAAUGGCCUCUUCGAAUUCUCCAACUCAGUGGCUUUACAGGUUGGAAGACCACACAGCAGCUGUGAAGGCCCUGGCCUGGUGUCCUUUCCAGAGCAAUUUGCUCACCUCUGGCGGGGGUGGAGGAGACCAAUGCAUAAAAUUCUGGAAUACCCAUACUGGUGCAUGCUUGAACUCAGUAAAUACAGGGUCUCAGGUCUGUUCUUUGCUGUGGAGCAAGAAUGAGAGAGAGUUGCUAAGCUCUCAUGGGUUCACUCAAAAUCAGCUGACCCUUUGGAAGUACCCAUCUAUGGUUAAACUCGCUGAGCUCACAGGACAUACUUCGAGAGUUCUGUUCAUGGCACAGAGCCCAGAUGGCUGCACAGUAGCAUCUGCAGCUGCUGAUGAAACGCUUAGGUGUUGGAAUGUGUUUGGAGCUCCUGAAUCUGCAAAGCCUGCCCCCAAAACAAUCAAAGAGCCAUUCUCUAAUAUAAGCCGCAUUAGAUGAAGGAGGUGUUUAAGAUAAAAUUACAAGAAAAACAGAUGGCAGCUUUUUCCCGUUUCAAGUUCAAUUCUUGGUGUAGUUCAGUGGCACAUGGUGAUUGCAUUCUCUGCAAUCAGGAAGAUAUAAUAGAGGAGAGAGAGACUAAUAUUAGAAGUCUGUGUUGUACAUGCACAAAGCACAAAAGGUAUAUAAGAUGGGGACAACAAUAGGGGUUGGCUUAAGGUUAUAAGAGGGAAAUUAUUUGUAAAUAGAGAGGUGAGAGGGUGAAAUCUUAUCCCAACUAAAUGGGGUUGAUUGUUCUUUCUUUUGUUACAUUGUUUUUUCUGCAUUAUGAUAGAUUUCAGUUUGUGUAGAGCUGAUUUAUGCGUUCUCGUAUUGUAACAUUGGGUAAAUAUGCCUUCAUUUCAACCUGA
This is a messenger RNA of Macadamia integrifolia, 2108 nucleotides long. RefSeq names its product cell division cycle 20.1, cofactor of APC complex-like. Gene Ontology annotation, molecular function: ubiquitin ligase activator activity; anaphase-promoting complex binding; protein binding. The record is from RefSeq and is a predicted model, not a curated record. Gene Ontology annotation, cellular component: anaphase-promoting complex. Bases 340 to 1698 code for a protein of 452 amino acids. NCBI's taxonomy places the organism in Eukaryota, Viridiplantae, Streptophyta, Magnoliopsida, Proteales, Proteaceae. Gene Ontology annotation, biological process: anaphase-promoting complex-dependent catabolic process; positive regulation of anaphase-promoting complex-dependent catabolic process; positive regulation of ubiquitin protein ligase activity. The transcript has 6 exons.